Drosophila serrata is the source of this 2296-nucleotide messenger RNA. It is a transcript of the gene PH4alphaEFB, whose product is annotated as prolyl 4-hydroxylase subunit alpha-1. Gene Ontology annotation, cellular component: endoplasmic reticulum. NCBI's taxonomy places the organism in Eukaryota, Metazoa, Arthropoda, Insecta, Diptera, Drosophilidae. Gene Ontology annotation, molecular function: L-ascorbic acid binding; iron ion binding; protein binding. The record is from RefSeq and is a predicted model, not a curated record. Gene Ontology annotation, biological process: peptidyl-proline hydroxylation to 4-hydroxy-L-proline.
GCUCAACGCGCGGACGCAGUUAUUGCAAAUACAGAUUCUCCGUUUUCAAAAGUCAUUGGAAUUCGGUUCGAAAAAAUCAAACGGGGAAAACAGACGGGAAGACAGGUUCCAGAAUUUUCACACAGGACCGUGCAUCGUACCGAAAAUACACAUUCCAGAGAUACGCGCAUAUACGUUAUGGUUUUUGUCUAGGUUAAGUGCGUGUAUCUGUAUCUGUGAGAUACGCAAUCGCAGUGCGUUCGGUGGCGAUGCAAUCGCAGUGUUCUCAAGGAAUUGUAAACAAAGAACGUCGCAGGUGAUUUUGCACAGCGGCAAAUAUCCCAAAGAUAUCACAGAGAGCAACAAGUUCAGCAAAAGAAAAAAACCAAAGGAAAUCAGCAGACUUUAAAAUGGCAGCGGACUGGCGACUGAUGAAUCCCUAUGGAGUCCUGCUUUUCCUCCUCAUCCUGCUUUUUGUGGGCAUACCUGUGGAGGCGGAGGUGUACACGGCUCUGGCGGAGAUGGAGGAAUUACUUGAGACUGAAUCCGUACUGAUUACCAACCUCGAGGGCUACAUAAGAGCUCAGGAGAACAAGCUGAAUUUCCUCAAAAACAAAAUGGACGAGUACCAAAGGGAGCAUUCGGAUGCCUCCGGUGAUAUUACUACCUACGUUUCCAAUCCCAUUAAUGCUUACCUGUUGACCAAGAGGCUGACCACCGACUGGCGGCAGGUGGAGAAUCUUAUGGAGCACGACGUGGGCACGGAGUUCGUGCAGAACAUCACCCAGUAUCGCCAUGUCCUCAAGUUUCCCUCGGACGAAGAUCUCAAUGGAGCGGCAGUGGCACUGCUCCGCCUGCAGGACACCUAUCAGCUGGACACCUCCAGUGUGGCACGCGGCAAGCUGAAUGGGAUUCAGUACAGCACGGAGAUGUCCUCGGACGAUUGCUUCGAGUUGGGGCGACAGUCGUACGUGAACAAUGACUACCAUCACACGGUCCUCUGGAUGAACGAGGCAAUGGCCCGGAUGCUGGAGGAGCCGCACAACCACACCCAGAGUUUCACCAAGGCCGAGGUCCUUGAGUAUCUGGCCUUCUCCACCUACAAGGAGGGUAAUAUAGAGAGUGCUUUGACCAUGACUAACGAGCUGCUCCAGCUGCUGCCCCAUCAUGAGCGAGCCAAUGGCAACAAGAAGUUCUACGAGAAGGAGAUUGCCAACCAGGAGCAGUUAAAGAAGAUGAAAGGCGACGAUGGCACCGACGAAAUGCCCAAGUCCGAUUUGCCCGUGGCCAAGAGUGAUCCCGGUGUGUUUGACAUUACCGAGAGGAAAGCCUACGAGAUGCUAUGCCGUGGUGAACUGAAGCCCUCGCCCACGGAAUUGCGACCACUGAGGUGUCGCUAUGUGACCAAUAAUAUACCCUUCCUGCGGAUUGGUCCCUUGAAGCUGGAGGAGGCCCACCUGGAUCCCUACAUUGUUAUCUAUCACGAUGCCAUGUACGACAGUGAGAUUGAGCUAAUUAAGCGAAUGGCUCGUCCACGAUUCCGAAGAGCCACAGUCCAAAAUUCCGUAACAGGAGCUUUGGAGACAGCCAACUAUAGGAUCAGCAAGUCCGCUUGGCUAAAGACCCAGGAGGAUUCCGUCAUCGAAACUGUGGUGCAGCGCACGGCAGACAUGACCGGCUUGGACAUGGACUCUGCCGAGGAACUCCAGGUGGUCAACUAUGGCAUUGGAGGUCACUACGAGCCACAUUUUGACUUUGCCCGGAAAGAGGAAAAGCGCGCCUUCGAGGGUCUCAAUCUGGGCAACCGCAUUGCCACAGUUUUGUUCUACAUGAGCGAUGUGGAGCAAGGUGGUGCCACCGUUUUUACAUCCCUCCAUGCAGCUCUGUUUCCCAAAAAGGGAACGGCUGCCUUUUGGAUGAACCUGCACAGAGAUGGCGAGGGAGAUGUGAGGACUCGACAUGCAGCUUGUCCCGUCCUGACGGGCACCAAGUGGGUGUCUAACAAGUGGAUCCACGAGAGGGGCCAGGAGUUCCGCAGACCCUGCUCCUUGGACGAGGACCACGGCGAGUUUGCCAUUUAGGCCUUGGAGUAGUUAGUGCAAUGCAACGAAUCUUAAUGCGGAAUCUCAUCCUUCGCUCGGCCAUUGAAUUCCUAUUGUAAAUACACAGCAUCCAGCCCGGAGGCGGCCGCAUCUCUUCUACUUACCGGUUCCCCCUUCCAAGGAGCCCCCUCUCUACCUAGCUAUAUCCUAGACACGUAUGGAAUUUAUCUACUUUUGUAUAUUUGCCUAGUUUAAAUAGUAGAAAAAAUUGCAAA